Molecule: messenger RNA, 2396 nt
Organism: Orbicella faveolata
Lineage: Eukaryota; Metazoa; Cnidaria; Anthozoa; Scleractinia; Merulinidae
Product: putative RNA polymerase II subunit B1 CTD phosphatase RPAP2
Cellular component (GO): cytoplasm; nucleus
Molecular function (GO): RNA polymerase II CTD heptapeptide repeat phosphatase activity; RNA polymerase core enzyme binding
Source: RefSeq, a predicted model, not a curated record
GAGAUUGUGCAAAAGAACGGGCUCUCUUGGAAAUAGACUUUGGGCAAAGGGGAAUCGGGCUGGGAAAUGUCUAGCGUCUCUAACGCGCUUCUCAUUAUUGUUGGGAAGUAGGCUAGGUAAAAAUGAACUUGCUUGUCAGUUCUCAGGCACCCCCAAUACAAAAUUGGGAUAUGCUAGAUAAGUCUGUUUUCCAUGAGACUUAAGAGUCCAGGUCUAAAAAUGGAAUUUAAACAAUAUUGAAACGAAGUUGUGACAUUAUACAAUAUUCUUCAGGCGCGGCCCUGACUGACUUUCGAUGACUUUCAGAGAUGGUCUGCAAGCCAAAAAAGUAGUCUAUGAACUUUUUAUAAUAAAGGGUGACGGAAAUGACGUAUUUUGGUGUUUUCGUUCCUUUAAAAAAGUGCUGAGAACUCAAAGGAGACCAAGAAGAUACUUUGAAGAUGCAGGACACAGAUAAGGGUUGAGAACCACGAAAAUUGUCAGGCGUCCAAAGAAUUUGUUUUGCGCGAAGCCUGGUAUCGUAUGAAAUGAGUUAGCAAUCUGUCAGCGGUUUCGCUAGUUAAAUAACAUGGCGGACGACACGACGGAAGGGAAUGUGUUGCAGUCUAACCAACCCAAGCCAAAGAAGCAAUCGGGGAAGACAAAGGUGUCUUCCUCCCGAGCCAAAAAACCUGGACGUGGUGAAGAAAUUAAAGAUGAUAAACAAAGGUUGAAAGAGCUUGAAACUUCAAUUCGUUCGCAAGUGGCUGCAGAAGAGCGAGCUCAUAAAAUAGUGGAAAGACUUGUUCUUGAAGAUAAAGUCACAAGAGACUUUCUUGUUAAUUCAGGAAAUUUCAUCACCACUAGUCACUAUGCAGAUGUAGUAGAAGAAAGAAUGCUGUCGCAAAAAUGUGGAUACCCUUUGUGUAAUACUCAGUUGAAUCAGAUUCCAUCCCAAACAUACAGGAUAAGUUUGAAAACAAAUAGAGUUUAUGAUAUCACAGAAAGAAAGAGUUUUUGCAGUAACUUUUGUUUCAAAGCCUCAAAGUAUUUUGAGUCGCAAAUCUCAGCUUCUCCAGUGUGGACACGGAUUGGUGAAAGUCCAACGACAUUUGUUUUACUGGAAAGUGAUAGUAACACCAAUGGAACUGCUACUGGUGAUGUUUUGGUGGGUGCAAAAGAUGACCAAGAAAAUGUGAGUGGUGAAAUCAUGGAGUAUGGUGGCCAUGAUGAUAUGGAUUAUGCUGGUGGAAGUGAAAGAUGUGCAUAUGGAAUGAGUGUGGGCAAUGCACAGGAAUUGUCAGAGGAAAAUCAUCCUCCAAUAGCAAUAUCUGAGGAUUCUGUUUUUUAUAGAGGGGACUGUUCAACAGAUUACUCAUCAUCGUCAUUGUUUUCCUUGUCAUCUUUAACUCAUGGACAUGACCAAUCACUUGACAAAUCUGGUCAAUUACUGGAUAAACCUGAUCAAAGAUUUAAGAUAUCACCAGAAUCUAAUGAUAGUAAAAGUCAAUUUGCUUUACAUAAAGAAAGAGUACAGGACAGUAAGGACAGAUCUCUCAGCAGAGAUAUGACCAUUCAAUCAGUUCAGACAGUGUUUCAAGAGUGGUGCACGCAUUCCACCUUGGAAUAUCUCAGCCUCUCUCCGAAAAAUGAUACUCAGAGUGUCUUUCCAGAGGCCACAGAUCCAGACUCCUUUACAAGGAGAGUUACACGGUUCUACCAACCCACGAUUGCUGUCAAGGAAGACUCAGACUCAGAUUUGGAGACUGGGACAAGCCCAGGCAUAGUUAGAGAAGAUAUCGUGAUAAAAGAAAAGAAAAACCUUAAGCGGGAUCCAGUGUGUAUUGUGCCACCGAUCGACUCAAAGUCACAAACGACUAUAAGAAGACGAAUCGUGUUGGACAAGUUGUUUCGAACCAUGCCGGAUUUGUUGAGCGAAGUCAAGUUGACUGUUGGUGAAAUAUCACGUGACCUCACUGAGCUUGUGCACACGUUUAGCUUAAGCAGUAAGAACGUCACUCUGAAACCAUUCCAGUGGAAAAUUCUCGCAUUGGCUUUCAUUUUAAUACUUGAGAGAAAGAACUCCCACGUAUCACAAGCAUUGGAGUCAUGUAAACAGAACUGGAACACUUUACUCGCACGCUUGGAAAUCACUCGUAAAGAUAUUGACCAGGUUUUAACGCCACUGUCGACCUUGCAAGCUCAACAUCCGGGACCUUGUAAGAGCGGCACGUCUGACGACGAGGCCUUCAAGACGUCUGAGUCUUCAAAGGAAAAAAGCGUUGUUUUCAACAAUAGAAACGAUUACGGCGACAUGGAAGAAUUGGACUAAAUUGCACAGAAUGGACACGCUGGAUGUUGACAGUCCUUAACCAGCGCUAUCAAAUAAAUAAAGAGCAAUUAUAUCAUUUGAGUAA